Messenger RNA from Procambarus clarkii (red swamp crayfish), 1785 nucleotides. RefSeq lists its product as uncharacterized. The record is from RefSeq and is a predicted model, not a curated record. Lineage: Eukaryota; Metazoa; Arthropoda; Malacostraca; Decapoda; Cambaridae.
AUGCAUCGUAAUGUGUCAUACCUUAGAAAAAGAAACUUAUUGUUGCAACAAAUAGUAGAGUCUGCUUCUGUGGCCCCAGUGUACCCGAGGUGUGGCCCUCAGUGUACCCGAGGUGUGGCCCACAGUGUACCCGAGGUGUGGCCCUCAGUGUACCCGAGGUGUGGCCCUCAGUGUACCCGAGGUGUGGCCCCCAGUGUACCCGAGGUGUGGCCCCCAGUGUACCCGAGGUGUGGCCCACAGUGUACCCGAGGUGUGGCCCACAGUGUACCCGAGGUGUGGCCCCCAGUGUACCCGAGGUGUGGCCCCCAGUGUACCCGAGGUGUGGCCCCCAGUGUACCCGAGGUGUGGCCCUCAGUGUACCCGAGGUGUGGCCCUCAGUGUACCCGAGGUGUGGCCCCCAGUGUACCCGAGGUGUGGCCCCCAGUGUACCCGAGGUGUGGCCCCCAGUGUACCCGAGGUGUGGCCCACAGUGUACCCGAGGUGUGGCCCCCAGUGUACCCGAGGUGUGGCCCACAGUGUACCCGAGGUGUGGCCCACAGUGUACCCGAGGUGUGGCCCACAGUGUACCCGAGGUGUGGCCCACAGUGUACCCGAGGUGUGUCCCACAGUGUACCCGAGGUGUGUCCCACAGUGUACCCGAGGUGUGGCCCACAGUGUACCCGAGGUGUGGCCCACAGUGUACCCGAGGUGUGGCCCUCAGUGUACCCGAGGUGUGGCCCCCAGUGUACCCGAGGUGUGGCCCCCAGUGUACCCGAGGUGUGGCCCUCAGUGUACCCGAGGUGUGGCCCUCAGUGUACCCGAGGUGUGGCCCUCAGUGUACCCGAGGUGUGGCCCUCAGUGUACCCGAGGUGUGGCCCUCAGUGUACCCGAGGUGUGGCCCUCAGUGUACCCGAGGUGUGGCCCUCAGUGUAUCCGAGGUGUGGCCCUCAGUGUACCCGAGGUGUGGCCCUCAGUGUACCCGAGGUGUGGCCCUCAGUGUACCCGAGGUGUGGCCCUCAGUGUACCCGAGGUGUGGCCCCCCAGUGUACCCGAGGUGUGGCCCUCAGUGUACCCGAGGUGUGGCCCUCAGUGUACCCGAGGUGUGGCCCUCAGUGUACCCGAGGUGUGGCCCUCAGUGUACCCGAGGUGUGGCCCACAGUGUACCCGAGGUGUGGCCCACAGUGUACCCGAGGUGUGGUCCACAGUGUACCCGAGGUGUGGCCCCCAGUGUACCCGAGGUGUGGCCCCCAGUGUACCCGAGGUGUGGCCCUCAGUGUACCCGAGGUGUGGCCCACAGUGUACCCGAGGUGUGGCCCACAGUGUACCCGAGGUGUGGCCCCCAGUGUACCCGAGGUGUGGCCCACAGUGUACCCGAGGUGUGGCCCACAGUGUACCCGAGGUGUGGCCCCCAGUGUACCCGAGGUGUGGCCCACAGUGUACCCGAGGUGUGGCCCUCAGUGUACCCGAGGUGUGGCCCACAGUGUACCCGAGGUGUGGCCCACAGUGUACCCGAGGUGUGGCCCUCAGUGUACCCGAGGUGUGGCCCACAGUGUACCCGAGGUGUGGUCCACAGUGUACCCGAGGUGUGGCCCUCAGUGUACCCGAGGUGUGGCCCACAGUGUACCCGAGGUGUGGCCCACAGUGUACCCGAGGUGUGGCCCUCAGUGUACCCGAGGUGUGGCCCUCAGUGUACCCGAGGUGUGGCCCACAGUGUACCCGAGGUGUGGCCCUCAGUGUACCCGAGGUGUGGCCCUCAGUGUACCCGAGGUGUGGCCAGCUCGGGUCGGGUGGGUGUGGAACACAUGA